Daucus carota subsp. sativus is the source of this 2765-nucleotide messenger RNA. RefSeq names its product acylamino-acid-releasing enzyme. Lineage: Eukaryota; Viridiplantae; Streptophyta; Magnoliopsida; Apiales; Apiaceae. The record is from RefSeq and is a predicted model, not a curated record. The coding region runs from base 222 to 2564 and encodes 780 amino acids. The transcript is spliced from 18 exons. Gene Ontology annotation, molecular function: transferase activity; serine-type endopeptidase activity. Gene Ontology annotation, biological process: proteolysis.
AACCCACUUGUAUUAAAUAAACAUCAACUUUAGUCUUUAGUUAGCCAACUAAAUCAAGAACUAACAAGUUCACUUGAGCAUCCCCAGCAGAAAACCAUACCAAUUUUUUUCGUUAGAUUGACUGUCAGCUAGCCCGGGUUAAUUGAGUAGAAGCUAGCAUUCAAAAAGGGCUCUGUGACACUCACGAAGCUAAACGUCCAAAGCUGGUGAUCUGCUUGCCAAUGGAGAACUCUAGAGUCGUCCCCAGUAUGACAACUCCUGUGUCUUUUGAUGAGGAAGAAUAUGCUUCUCAGUCCAUGUUGCUUCAAGAAUUCUCAAAAGUCUCCAACAUUGAACAAGCAUGGACCUUUAAGUCUACCACUGGUGCCUCCCAAGCAAUGUUUUUGAUUAGCCAGACGAAUCUUUUGGGCAACAGGAAGAGAAAACAUAUUUUAAGCAGUAAUAUUUCUAGAGAAAGUACCAACACUGUGAGCUUUCAGUGGGCAACAUUUCCUAUUGAGGUUACAGGGGCAUCUGUAAUAGUUCCAUCACCAUCAAGUUCAAAACUCCUUGUAGUUCGAAAUAAUGAAAAUCAAUCUCCGACCACAUUUGAAAUUUGGAAUUCCUCUCACUUGGAAAAGGACUUCUCUGUUCCUCAAUCUAUCCAUGGUUCAGUGUAUGCAGAUGGUUGGUUUGAGGGAAUUUCAUGGGAUUCUAGUGAAAAAUUCAUUGCUUACGUGGCCGAGGAACCAGCUCCCUCAAAGCCCACUUUUGGUGACAUGGGUUACACAAAAGUUGGAUCUAAAGAUGUAGAUAGUGGUAGCUGGCAAGGCCAGGGAAGUUGGGAUGAGGACUGGGGAGAAACUUAUGCAGGGAAAAGGCAGUCUGGGCUGUUUGUCAUUGAUAUUAACAGUGGAGUUAUACGUCCUGUUAACGGAAUUCCAAAGUCAUUAAGUGUUGGACAAGUAAUAUGGGCUCCGUCAAGUCGAGAUUCGCAUCAAAAUUUGGUUUUUGUUGGAUGGCCAUCAAGCAAAAGAAAACUUGGUAUCAAAUACUGUUCCAAUAGACCUUGUUUCUUAUAUGCUGUAAGGUCUCCGUUUCAUGAACCGGAAGCCGAUUCAACGCAACACAUGGGUGAUGCAAAUGAUAAUUCUUCCAUGAUUAUUCUAACUGAUGGCACAACUAGUGCUUCACGUCCACGUUUCAGCCCAGACGGUAAGUUACUCGUGUUUUCAUCAGCAAAAUGUUCUGUAGAAUCUGGGGCACAUAAUGCUACAGAAUCUCUUCAUAGAAUAGAUUGGCCAAUUGAUGGGAAUCUAUGUUCUUCGAUGAAGAUUAUUGAUGUGGUACCUGCCGUGAUGUGUGCUGAGGAAGGCUGCUUUCCAGGGCUUUACUUUCCAUCCAUCCUGAACAAACCCUGGCUUUCAGAUGGAUAUACCAUGGUCUUAUCUUCUAUAUGGGGUAGCACUCAAACAAUUCUUCUUGUAAAUGUAUUGAGUGGAAAUGUAUCGCGCAUCAGCCCUUCCAACUCAAACUUUUCAUGGGAUGUUCUUGCACUGGAUGGGGAUAGUCUUAUUUCUGUCUGUAGCAGCCCGAUACAUAUUCCUCAAAUCAAGUAUGGCCUUCCUAUUGGUGAAACGUUGUCUUCUGCUCCAUGGAGCUGGAUAGAUGUUUCAAGCUCUAUAUUAAGAUGCUCGGAGAAGGUUAGUUCUUCGCUGUCAGCUCUGCAAUUUAGUAUAAUGAAAAUUCCAGUCAAGGAUAUAUCUGGGGAUGAGAAGCUAACAGAAGGUCAUAAAAGACCCUUUGAAGCUAUAUUUGUGUCAUCCAGUCUUGAGAAGCAUGAUAUGUGCGAUCCACUGAUAGUAAGUCUUCAUGGUGGACCUCAUGAUGUCUCUUUGUCAACCUUCUCGAAGUCGUUAGCUUUCCUUGCUUCAGUCGGUUUCAGCUUGCUAAUUGUAAACUAUAGAGGAUCGUUGGGUUUUGGUGAAGAAGCAUUGCAAUCUCUCCCUGGAAAUGUCGGAUCCCAGGAUGUUAAUGAUGUACUCAAUGCUAUUGAUCAUGUCACUAAUAUGGGACUUGUGGACCCAUCCAAGAUCGCUCUGCUUGGUAAUUCCCAUGGUGGAUUCUUGGCAACACACUUGAUUGGCCAGGCUCCAGAUAAAUUUGUUGCAGCAGCUGUAAGAAAUCCCGUUUGCAACCUUUCUUUGAUGGUCGGGACAACUGAUAUACCGGAUUGGUGUUAUGUCGGAGCAUAUGGUAGCAAAGGAAAAUCUCUCUUUACAGAAGCUCCAUCAGCUGAACACCUUGCAGAACUUUACAGAAAGUCUCCAAUUUCACAUGUGUCAAAGGUGAAAGCUCCCACAUUGUUCCUCUUAGGCGCAAUGGACGUUCGGGUUCCAAUUCCAGAUGGAUUGCAAUAUGCACGAGCAUUAAAGGAGAAAGGAGUAGAGGUGAAAAUUAUAGUCUUUCCUAAUGAUGUGCAUGCCAUCAAUAGGCCACAGUCGGACUUCGAAAGCUUUCUGAAUAUCGGAGUGUGGUUCAAGAAAUACUGUAACCAAGCUGCUGGCUUAUCCCAAAAGAACUAGUAAAACUACAGCGAUGUAAUAAAUGUAAAAGUAAUAGCGAAAUAAUGUGGGUGUUUGGACACUGGACUUCUGGGUUUUUUUUACAAAGAAGUGCUUCUUAUGAAUUAUGGAAGCCCGAAGCAAGAAGUUAGGUUUCCCGGCUUUUUUGUAACCACACUUGCUGCUUCUUUAUAACAGAAAAAGAAGUUAAACUUUUAAUAA